Acipenser ruthenus (sterlet) is the source of this 532-nucleotide messenger RNA. RefSeq names its product protein transport protein Sec61 subunit gamma. Bases 164 to 370 code for a protein of 68 amino acids. Gene Ontology annotation, molecular function: transmembrane protein transporter activity. Gene Ontology annotation, cellular component: membrane; Ssh1 translocon complex. NCBI's taxonomy places the organism in Eukaryota, Metazoa, Chordata, Actinopteri, Acipenseriformes, Acipenseridae. Gene Ontology annotation, biological process: protein targeting; post-translational protein targeting to membrane, translocation. The record is from RefSeq and is a predicted model, not a curated record. The transcript has 4 exons.
GGUCAAAAUCUUGGGGUUUCCUCUCGGCGCUUGCGCAGAACCUACAGUUCCUAAAGCGACGUCAGCUUUGUCGUAUUAAGGGUUCAGAAAAGCGACGUGGACGUUCUAGUCAAGAGAAAACUCGCAAGACAGCAGCAGUGCAGGGAGUGUUAAGGCAGUCACCAUGGACCAGGUUAUGCAGUUCGUUGAACCCAGUCGUCAGUUUGUGAAGGACUCCAUUAGACUUGUCAAAAGGUGUACAAAGCCAGACCGAAAAGAAUUCCAGAAGAUUGCCAUGGCAACGGCAAUUGGUUUUGCAAUUAUGGGAUUCAUUGGCUUUUUCGUGAAACUUAUCCACAUCCCCAUCAACAACAUCAUUGUUGGUGGUUAAACAUCUUGCCUGCUGAAAGACUAUGACCUGACCUACAAAUGUGGACUGAAGAGAGGUGUGAAGCAUGGCGGGGGGGGGGUUGAGAGACUGAUUUUUACAUUCAUUGUAUAUUUGUAUUUGGCUGUGUUUAAUAGUGUUAAUAAAUGUGGGGGAUAAACUGAA